Messenger RNA from Malassezia sympodialis ATCC 42132, 891 nucleotides. RefSeq names its product pyrroline-5-carboxylate reductase (gene PRO3). Gene Ontology annotation, biological process: L-proline biosynthetic process. Lineage: Eukaryota; Fungi; Basidiomycota; Malasseziomycetes; Malasseziales; Malasseziaceae. Gene Ontology annotation, molecular function: pyrroline-5-carboxylate reductase activity. The record is from RefSeq and is a predicted model, not a curated record.
AUGACCAGCAAAGGUACAUUGGCGGUGCUGGCAUGUGGUACCAUGGGCACGGCCAUCCUGUCAGGCGUAAUGGAAAGCCAGCGGGCGAUGCAGGAGGGGGCUAAUAUUCCUGUCGAGAGCGAGUCUGGCCACCCUGUGCUGCCGGAGCGCUACAUUGUGACGGUGGGUCGCCCCACCACGGCUAAACGCCUCAAAAGCAUGUUUGAAAGUGCAGGACACGACCAUGUCGAAGUGCAUACGCAGGAGAAUGUGGUGGCCGCCCGCGAAGCAGACUUUGUGCUUCUCUGCUGCAAGCCCCAGCGUGUAGGUGAGUUUCUCAGCGAAGAAGGUAUGCGUGACGCGCUGAAGAACAAGAUUGUCGUCAGCAUUGCCGCUGGCGUCACGAUCAGCAAGCUCCAGAAGUAUUUGGAUGCAUCGACCAAGGUUGUGCGGGCUAUGCCCAACACCCCUAGUAAGAUCCGCGAGGGUAUGACAGUGAUCUCGAAUGUCGACACGCUCUCACAGGACGAGCGCGACUUGCUCUGCUCCAUCUUUUCGGCAGUCGGUCGGUGUCACUUCCUGGAUGAAAAGCUAUUCGAUGCGGCUACGGCUUUGGCAGGUUCAGGCCCUGCGUUUGUGACGCUAUUCCUCGAGGCGAUGACCGAUGGCGGUGUGAUGAUGGGCCUGCCGCGCCCCGAGGCCCUGGAGUUGGCAGCUCAGACGAUGCAAGGAGCCGCUCGUAUGGUUCUACAGUCUGGUACACACCCAGCUGCUAUUAAGGACAGCGUUACGACACCUGGUGGCUGCACGAUCGCGGGCCUCUUGCAGAUGGAAGAUGGUCGCCUUCGCUCGACCGUAGCUCGCUCGAUCCAGACGGCCGCAGAGCAUGCAGCAGGACUUGGUAAGGACUAG